UUUUGCUGCACUUGCACAAUACCCAGACCCUGUAAUAGUUAGUUCAAAUUUCACCAGUCUUAGCAAAAUGGUUCAGUUUGAUGUUGACGACAUCUUCUCCCCUACAAGCACCACCCUUCUAGAUUUGGAGGAUUUUGACUACGACCAGAUAGAUUCACUCUCAGACUACAGCAGUGGUGUGUCCCCCAGUUCCAGUAACUCUCUAGAUUUUGAAGAUGACUUGUUUAAAGAACUUUCCGCCUUACCAGACCUGGACUCUGACCAGCUUUGUGAUCCCGACUCCUUCCUUAACUUACACAGAGAACCAACUCCAACAGCAACUGAUGAUAUCUCAGUAAAAGAAGAGGUUUCUUCCCCCUUGUCCUCCCCUCAGUCUCUUGACCCAGGAUAUCCGGUGAAGACUCCUACCAAGCAGAACGAAGAGUUAGUUAAUGCUAGCAUUUACAACUACACCGGUACAGACUUCCUAAACGAUUCAAAACCUCCCGUCAAACCAGAAGUGGUACGGAAGCCAGUCAUCAUAAAAACAGAAGGCGGCAGCUACGAAACAAACGCCUUCCGGAACUGUAUGCGGAGUGACCGGAGCUUCAAAAUCUACAUCCCGUCUAGGAAACUAUCCUCCAACAUCAUAUCAGUCAACAUAAAGAAACAAGAGAACCAGGAAGCUCUGCACCAAACCAACUCUCAGCACAACCCUGGUAACCCUGGUAACCCUGGUAACCCUGGUAACCCUGGUAACCCUGGUAACCCUGGUAACCCUGCCAACACACAAUACCCACCUUCCUCUAAACACUCCAACCAUCAGUUUCCCGCUAACAAACGUCCUAAACCCUCCUCCGGUGUAUCCGAAGUUCCUCGGAUGAUGAAAGGAGGGAGGAAAGUGCCGGAGAUGAUCACUGCUGACAAGGCCUACUCCUACUACUCUCAGAUGAAGAACUUUAAGAUGGAGAGUAACAAGGUCAGACGAGCAGGGAGAUGUGUCAUGACGGUCCCCUCCCAUCUCAAGACUGAAGAGGAGAUCAGGAACUGGAAGAAGACGCAGAGGAUGAUAAAGAACAGGGAGUCAGCCUGUCUCAGUCGGAAGAGGAAGAAGGAGUACCUGGGUACUAUCGAGGCUAAACUCUCCUUUGCCACUCAACACGGAUCUGCUAUAGCUAACGAGAACUCGCGACUCCGGAAGGAUAUGGAGAACUUGCAGUCCGAGAACAAAGUACUGAGAGAAGCACUGGAUAAACUGAACCACCUCGCAGCCACUCUGUCUAAAAACAAGGGGGCAGUAAGCAAGGGGGCAGUAAGCAAGGGGGCAGUAAGCAAGGACACGGAGACACGAAGUAGAUCUCCAACUAGUAUCCCUAUCAGUACUACUCCCUGAGAGUAAUAACUAAAGGAAGGUUCCUGCUGGAAACCUGGACACUACAGAUUACUAUAUAGUAUUACUAUAUACAGACAGUUAGAUCAGACAGCCUGGUUCUAUUGGUCGUGGGAUAGCUUGUGAAGCAACAUUCACACAAUUAUCAUCAUAUUGACUUCUUUGGUUACUAUACUAUAGUAUUAGUAACUACUAUAGUUACUAUAGUUACCAAGUUACUAUUGUUCCUUUUUGUGUUUAAAUUAAUUUUA
Messenger RNA from Bolinopsis microptera, 1620 nucleotides. RefSeq names its product cyclic AMP-responsive element-binding protein 3-like protein 2. Gene Ontology annotation, molecular function: DNA-binding transcription factor activity, RNA polymerase II-specific; RNA polymerase II cis-regulatory region sequence-specific DNA binding. The record is from RefSeq and is a predicted model, not a curated record. Gene Ontology annotation, cellular component: nucleus. Gene Ontology annotation, biological process: regulation of transcription by RNA polymerase II; endoplasmic reticulum unfolded protein response. Bases 68 to 1372 code for a protein of 434 amino acids. NCBI's taxonomy places the organism in Eukaryota, Metazoa, Ctenophora, Tentaculata, Lobata, Bolinopsidae. The transcript has 2 exons.